GAGUCCUACAGCGCGCGGCGCCGUUGGCCCGCCGUACUUCAGUUGUUCGACGUCCGCCCUUCUGCCCCGCGAAGCGACCGCCCGGACGAGGCUGGCAGCCACGACCGCGGACGACCCGACUGGCGGCGCAGCCGCGAGCGGAGCGUCGGCCCGUCGGCGCGACUCCCUGCUCCCCUUGCUCGGCUCAAGCUUCGGCUCCGGCUCGGGUCCGCGUCCAAGUCCUUCGGCGUCGGCGCGGCGCGGCGUCGGCCCGUCGGCAGUGGAGUCUGGUCUGCCGGGCCGGUAGGAUCGAGCGCAGGCAAGGCAACCCCGCGCCGCCCGGGCCCGCAGCUACCCCACGCUCGUGUAGCCUCUCUCCGACGAGAGCUGGCGAGGGGACCACCCCUCCCCGUGCGGCACGCGAGCGCGAGUUCACGCGUGUGUGUGUCCUCAUCACGAGGAAAACGAAACGGCGUCCAAAGACCUUUACGGAAUUUAUUGGGAUUACGUCGCUGGAUCUGCCGCUCCGUGCCUUUGAACGAGAGGUCGCCAUGCACUAGACCAUGGACUCCUCGGACGCGAUGCGUCGCCCCCGCGGCGCCCGGUGCGCCGUGGCCUCGGCCGCGGCGCUGCUCUCGCUGCUGUCGCUGCUCGGCCAGGUAGCCGUCGGCUCAGGCGUGUCGGUGCUGCCGCACGACGCGCAGCCCGGGUACACCGUCAGGCGCUUCACCCCGCCGCCCGUCCACGAGGUGACGCUCCCCGCCGUCCACGACGGCCUCUUCAAAGGGCCCUUCUCCAUGCACCACCCCGGCGCCGUGGUCUCGGCCGGCGCGCCGCGCUCCCGCCACUUCCGGCUCCUGGACACCGGCUUCUCGCAGUACUUCGCCGUGCUCGACAGCGGCGAGCUGAUGACCACGGCCGACCUGUCGCCGCUCAUCAACAGGCCCGUCAACCUGGUGGUCUUGGAGGAGACGGCCAACUCGACGGCCACGCACACGCUGCACCUGUACGUCAUGGACCGCGGGGAGGUGCCGCGCUUCCCCAAGGAGGUGUACGAGGGCGGCAGCAUCCUGGAGAAUCUCCCCGCCGGCGCGCACGUCGAGGGCGUGCCCGCCCUGGUGUCUCACGGCCACGGCGCGGGCGGCGCGCAGCUGCAGUACUCCAUCGUGGACGGCAACAUCGGUGGCGCGUUCGCGCUCGAGCAGGUCUUCGUCGAGGAGGACGAGCACCCUGGCAUCCUGGAGGGCGUGGUCAGCGGCGUGCUCGGGGCGUGGCGACGCGCCAGCAGCACUCCCGUCGGCGUGCGCCUCAUCACCACCAAGCCCCUGGACCGCGAGCAGGUGGCCGCGUACACACUCACGGUGCAGGCGCAGGACGCCGUCGGCGUGUCGCGCGCGCGCACGCAGGUCCGCGUCGCCGUCCUGGACGAGAACGACAACCGCCCCGUGUUCGUGAGCACCGACUACCACUUCUCCGUGUUCGCCGACAACAUGACGAGCCCGCGCGGUCGCUUCCUCACCAUCGGCCAGGUGGCCGCGAGGGACGCCGACGGCGACCACGUGGCGUACUCGCUGUCGCAGCCCUCGGGGCUGGUCGUCGUGGUGCCGCAGACCGGCGAGCUGCUGCUCGUGUCGGACCCGCCGCGCGACGCGGAGGUCGAGUUCUUCGUCGACGCGCACGACGUCCGCCACCCGGACAGCCUGACGGCCGAGCGGCCCGCACGGGUGCGCGUCGACUUCCACUCGGACCGCGCCGUGGACCUGAACAUGGUGGACCUGCCCGCGCCCACGCCGCCGCCGCAGCACCGCGCCGACAAGCUGCGCCGCGCCCAGGGCCGCCCCCGCCACCGCACCAAGCGCCGCACCACCCGCGCCGUCCGCCCCACCAAGAAGAUCGAGUUCGGCGAGUCGGACGGCGAGACGGAGGGCCGCAUCGUGUUCGCCCUGGACCGCGACUCGGACCGCGAGACGUUCAAGAUCCGCGACCCCAACCCGUGGGUGACGGUGGACGCCGACGGCUCGGUGCGCGUCAAGAAGAAGUGGGACUACGAGGAGCUGGCGCCCGAGAAGGUGAUCGACUUCUGGGUCAUCAUCUCGAACCAGGGCGACGCGCCCGAGGAGCGGACGCGUCAGCACGGCCAGCACCACGGCACCCACGGCCACGGCCACCACCAGCAGGCCAACGCGGCCAGGCUGGCCGACCGGGAGAAGAACAGUGAGUACCACUUCAUUUAUUCUCUUUGCCCCGCGCGCCCCAACUUCGCGACCUCUAGGAUCGCCGAACUUGAACUGCUUUCCUCGGAGUCUUUGAAUAACAAACCGUCGUGUUCCAAGUCAUACACCGACAGCCAGCGGGUCAUCAUCCACGUGAAGGACGUGAACGACGAGGCGCCGUACUUCAUCAACCGGCCGCUGCCCAUGCAGGCCGUGGUGCAGCUCAACGCGCCGCCCAACACGCCCGUGUUCACGCUGCAGGCGCGCGACCCGGACACGGACCACAACAUCCACUACUUCAUCGUGCGCGACCGGACCGGCGGCCGGUUCGAGGUGGACGAGCGGUCGGGCGUGGUGCGCACCCGCGGCACGGACCUCUUCCAGCUGGACAUGGAGUACGUGCUGUACGUGCGCGCCGAGGACCAGAACGGCCGCGUGGACGGCCACAAGUUCCAGUCGACGCCCGAGGAGCGCCUGUCCAUCGUGGGCGGCAAGCGCGCGCCGCAGUUCUACAUGCCCUCGUACGAGGCGGAGAUCCCCGAGAACCAGAAGAAGGACUCUGACAUCAUCUCGGUGAAGGCAAAGUCGUUCGCGGACCGGGACAUCCGGUACACGCUCAAGGCGCAGGGUCAGGGCGCCGGCACGUUCAACAUCGGCGCUUCCAACGGCAUCGUCAAGCUGGCCAAGGAGCUGGACUUCGAGGACCUCCGGCAGCCGCACGUCUACUCGCUCAUCGUCACCGCCACCGAGGACUCUGGCGGCUUCUCCACGACCGUCGGGCUCACGAUCCGGGUGACCGACGUCAACGACAACGCCCCCAAGUUCGAGCUGCCGGACUACCAGGCACAUAGCGUGGACGAGGACAUCCCGCUGGGCACCUCCAUCCUCAAGGUCAAGGCCACGGACGCCGAUUCAGGACAGAACGCUGAGCUCGAAUACGAAGUGUCCGAUGAUCACUUCAGCAUUGACGCUGCUGGAGUCGUCAGCAACAACAAGCAGCUUGAUGCCGACAAUAACAAUGCCUAUUAUGAAUUCACAGUCACAGCCAAAGACAAAGGAGAGCCAGCCAAAACUGGAACUGCCACAAUUCGAGUCUACACCAAGAACAAAAACGAUGAAGAACCUAAGUUUUCACAGCAAGUCUACACUCCAAAUGUUGAUGAGAAUGCUGGGCCAAAUACUUUGGUUACUACUGUUGUUGCAUCAGACAAAGACGGAGACAAUGUUCGCUUCGGUUUUGUUGGUGGAGGCACCGUAUCAGGGCAGUUCGUCAUCGAAGAGAUAACAGGUGUAAUUCGUCUUCAUGGACAGAGUAUCAGUCUAGAGCGAGAUAAAUAUGAGUUAAAUGUUACUGCCAUGGAUGACGGCUCGUGCUGUGUUGAUGGAGAUCAAACUAAACACACCUCAACUGCUGUUGUUGUUGUAUUUAUUACUGAUGUCAAUGACAAUAAACCUGUUUUUAAAGACUGUGGUACCUACUACCCAAAAGUAGAGGAAGGUGCUCCAAACAGUACCCCUGUUAUAAAGGUUCAUGCUACUGAUGAUGACAAAGGAGUUAAUGGUCAAGUCAAGUAUUCUAUAGUUCAGCAGCCCAAUCAGAAGGGAACAAAGUUCAUGGUCAAUGAGGAAACUGGUGAAGUGCUAACAAACAAGGUGUUUGAUCGUGAGGGUGAUGAUGGAAAAUUUGUGUCAGUAACAGUAAAGGCAACUGACCAGGGUGACCCUUCAUUGGAAGGUGUUUGCUCUUUCACUGUUGAGAUUUCUGAUGUGAAUGAUAAUCCACCCCUAUUUGACCGACAGAAAUAUGUUGAAAAUGUAAAGCAGGAUGCUAGCAUUGGUACUAAUAUCCUUCGUGUCUCAGCAUCUGAUGAAGAUGCAGAUAACAAUGGUGCUAUAAUUUACACACUGAGCGCUCCUGUCAUGCAAUCAGACAUUGAGUAUUUUGAAAUCCAACCCGAAUCAGGUUGGAUUGUUUUAAAGAAGCCUUUGGACAAAGAGACUUACAAGCUGGAGGCCACUGCAACCGACAAAGGUUAUCCACCUUUGACUCGAACAGUGGAGGUCCAGAUUGAAGUGGUGGAUCGUGCAAACAACCCACCGAUUUGGGACCAUGUUCAAUACGGUCCAGUCUUCAUUAAAGAAAAUACAGCGGUUGGGGCUAAAGUUAUAUCGGUUAAAGCCAGCUCGGGCAUCGAAGGCAAUCCUACCGUCUACUACCGUUUGAUGCCUGGAUCAACUGCUCAAACCAACAAGUUCCACACCUUCUACCUGCAACAACGGGCCGACAAUGGCAACACCUGGGCGGACAUCAAAGUCAACCACCCCCUGGACUACGAAAGCAUAAAGGAAUAUAAUUUGACCAUACGUGUGGAGAACAACGGCGCCCAGCAGCUAGCCUCAGAAGCUACGGUUCACAUUCAGCUCGAAGACGUCAACGACGAGAUUCCCCUCUUCACCGAACGGGAGCAGGAGCUGGUUCUGGAAGGAGAGCCCAUCGGCACGAGAGUCACGCAGAUAAACGCCAUCGACAAGGAUGGAACGUACCCCAACAACCAGGUGUACUAUUACGUGGUCGACUCGCCGCGCAACCUGGGCAAGGACUUCUUCGAGAUCAACAUGCAGACCGGCGAGGUGUUCACCAGGAUCGUGUUCGAUCGAGAAAAGCAAGGCGCCUACGCCCUGGAGGUGGAGGCCCGCGACGGCGCGCCCUCGGCCCGCCCCAACUCCGGCGGACAGCCCAACUCAGGUGAGUCCAAGAGACACCCCCAUGACAGUACACCUUCGCGCGGCACUGACGGCAACGCAGACACCGCAUACAAGUGA
Frankliniella occidentalis (western flower thrips) is the source of this 5015-nucleotide messenger RNA. Its product is annotated as neural-cadherin. The record is from RefSeq and is a predicted model, not a curated record. Gene Ontology annotation, cellular component: plasma membrane; cell-cell junction. The transcript has 16 exons. Bases 543 to 5015 code for a protein of 1490 amino acids. Gene Ontology annotation, biological process: homophilic cell-cell adhesion. Gene Ontology annotation, molecular function: calcium ion binding. NCBI's taxonomy places the organism in Eukaryota, Metazoa, Arthropoda, Insecta, Thysanoptera, Thripidae.